Molecule: messenger RNA, 2349 nt
Organism: Penicillium soppii
Lineage: Eukaryota; Fungi; Ascomycota; Eurotiomycetes; Eurotiales; Aspergillaceae
Product: beta-glucosidase
Exons: 10
Coding region: 1-2349 (782 amino acids)
Biological process (GO): glucan catabolic process
Molecular function (GO): beta-glucosidase activity
Source: RefSeq, a predicted model, not a curated record
AUGAGGUCUAUGGUCUUAGGUCUUUGCGCUCUAGGUGCCACUGCCGAUGUUAUUACUUCGGAUAGCCACUUUUAUGGACAAAGUCCACCUGUUUACCCUUCCCCGAACAUAACAGGGACUGGGGACUGGAAAGAGUCUUAUAUCAAGGCAAAGGCGCUUGUUGCUCAACUGACACUCGAGGAAAAGUCAAAUCUAACCUUCGGUGCCACCACUACAGAGAACAGCUGCGCAGGCUUCAUCCCAGCCAUUCCACGCCUUGACUUCCCAGGCCUUUGUCUCACCGAUGCUGGAAAUGGAGUUCGAACCACAGAUCUCGUCAAUGGGUAUCCAGCUGGGUUAAGUGUUGGUGCAAGUUGGAAUCGCCAACUAGCAACUGAACGAGCCCAUUUCAUGGCGGGAGAAUUCAGGGCUAAAGGAGUCAAUAUCGCUCUUGGGCCAGUUGUUGGACCCCUGGGUCGUAUUGCUCGAGGUGGACGCAACUGGGAAGGGUUUGCCUCUGACCCUUAUCUUUCUGGAUUGCUCGCCGCCGAUACUAUUAAGGGUUAUCACCAGCGUGGUGUGAUAACUAGUUUGAAACACUUUAUUCUCAAUGAGCAAGAAACAAAUCGCAACCCGUUCGCCAAUACAACUCCGCAAGUGGAGGCAGUUUCGUCGAACGUGGACGACAAAACCAUGCAUGAGCUUUAUCUCUGGCCUUUCCAAGAUGCCAUCAAAGCUGGAUCCGCCAACAUCAUGUGCAGCUACCAAAGAAUCAACAACUCAUAUGGCUGCGCAAACAGCAAGACAUUGAAUGGACUAUUGAAAACUGAACUUGGCUUCCAGGGCUUCGUCGUCACUGACUGGAGGGCUCAACAUUCUGGAGUUGCGAGCGCACUAGCUGGUCUUGAUAUGACCAUGCCAGAUACUGGAUACUGGGGUAGAAACUUGACGACGGCCAUCCAAAAUGGCACAGUUCCAGAGUCUCGUUUAGACGACAUGGCUACUAGAAUACUUGCUGCAUGGUAUCUGCUCGGUCAAGAUAAGGAUUUCCCGAAGCCAGGUGUUGGAAUGCCCUACUUAGUCACAGAGCCCCACACCAGAGUCGACGCCAGGGAUCCAGCAGCUCGGCCUGUGAUUUUCCAGGGUGCAGUUGAGGGCCAUGUUCUUGUGAAGAACAACCGCGCUUUGCCCUUGAAGAAUCCACAAGUGCUAUCAGUCUUUGGAUACUCCGCACCAGGCUACAAACAAUCUGUCGUUGGAGAUGGCACUUAUUCUGCAUGGAAGCUCGGUUCUCAAAGUACCAAUGCAAACCAAAUGGUUGCUUCAAAGCAAUACAACUCCACAGUUGUCCUCGAAACGAUCGCAAUUAACGGUACCGUUAUUAUGGGCGGCGGCUCCGGGGCAACAACUCCCGGCUAUGUCUCAAGUCCAUUUGAUGCACUCAAUCAGCGUGCUAUCAAGGAUAACACGGACCUUUUCUGGGACUUUGUUGCCCCGGCCCCAGAGGUUCCCUCCUCUGAUGCCUGUCUGGUUUUCAUCAAUACAUGGGCCUCGGAGGGCUAUGAUCGACCUAGCAUCUAUGAUGAUUACUCUGAUAACUUGGUGCUGUCAAUUGCCGGUCAAUGCAACAACACGAUUGUUGUAGUUCACAAUCCUGGUGUCCGUCUGGUCGAUAAUUUCUCGGAUCAUCCCAACGUAACGGCAAUCGUGUAUGCCCAUACACCAGGCCAAGACUCCGGCGUUGCAACAGUGGCAUUACUGUACGGAGAUGAGAAUUUCUCCGGUAAAAUGCCAUACACAGUUCCCAGGAAUACCAGCGACUAUGGCUCGCUUCUGGAUCCCGAUUUGGCAGAGGGCGACUAUAUCAACUACCCGCAAAGCGACUUCUCGGAGGGCAUUUUCAUUGACUACCGCGCAUUUGAAGCAAAAAACAUAACUCCGCGGUACGAAUUCGGGUACGGUCUGUCGUACACAUCUUAUGAAUAUGAUGCAUUGUCAGUCAACAAAGCCGUGGGAGCGGUGAGCUUUGCUGCCUAUCCUUCUGGGCCGAUCGAGCAAGGUGGUCAGGUUGAUCUGUGGGAUGUAUUGGCACAUGUCGAAUUUACUGUCAAGAACACCGGCAAGGUUGCCGGAAAGGAGGCUGCACAGCUAUACAUCGAUACCCUGUCGGGUGUCAGACAGUUGCGUGGAUUCGAAAAGGUCUCCCUUGAACCGGGUAAGACGGAGACUAUUACACUACCCCUGACGCGAAGAGAUCUGAGUGAGUGGGAUGUCGUAGCUCAGAGUUGGAGAUUGAUAGAUGGCAGCAUUGGGAUCUAUGUUGGGGCCAGCUUCAAGGACAUAAGAUUGCAAAGUACACUGGAUCUGUGA